AUGACGGUUAAGAGAAGAAAUCAUGGAAGAAACAAAAAGAAUCGAGGACGUUGUACGUUCAUUCGCUGCACAAACUGUGGGCGCUGUUUGUCCAAGGAUAAGGCUAUUAAGAAGUUUGUUGUAAGAAAUAUCGUCGAAGCUGCGGCUGUUCGUGAUAUUGGAGAAGCUUCUGCAUAUAUGCAGUAUGCUCUGCCGAAGCUCUACCACAAGCUACACUACUGCGUUGCCUGCGCAAUUCACAGCAAAGUCGUGCGUAACAGAUCCCGAGAUGCUCGAAAGGACCGCAAUCCUCCUCCUCGUUUCGGUCAGCGUUCCGCUCAGGCCCGACCAGGAGUUCCUGGCGGACCUCGUCCAUGA
Messenger RNA from Ostertagia ostertagi, 357 nucleotides. The record is from the annotation of a GenBank genome assembly. NCBI's taxonomy places the organism in Eukaryota, Metazoa, Nematoda, Chromadorea, Rhabditida, Trichostrongylidae.